GGCUCGAAACUGAUAUCCGAACGGGUUAUGUUGGGGUUGGAGACAGGUGUGUGUACGACAGGCGUUGCUUCUUUUCCGUGAAGAAGCCCAAGAACGUGUGUUAUAAGAGCAUCGUACGUGGCGUAACGCGUGCUGCUAUAAGAUCCUUAAUUAAGACGAACAGGACGAAGUUCCAGAGCGACAACAAAGCAAUGUCGUCGCGACAAGCAUUCGUCGACUGCGACCUCGAAGAAGGCUAAAUGUAAAAAUUAUAUAAUACUUAUUUUUAUUUUCUACCAAUGGAUACCAUCAUGUAGAAUGUAGAAGCAGAAAAGGAGAAGAUGACACCGCAUUUUACAACACUAACUCCAGUGCGGAAGCGAUGUGUAAUCGUGCUGGUGCUAGUUUUGGUUCCAUGCGUGAUUCUGAAUCUGCUGACACCAUCAGACAUGCGUGAAGAAGCCAUAUUGCAGAACAGCAUCGCUGAGUUGCAGGCCAAACUGGAGCAUUUGUAUGCCAAAUACAUUAGCAGUCAGGAAGAAAUAAAUUUGCUGUCGCAUCAGUUGCUACAGCUGAUUGAGAGCAAUCACAUUCUACCAGAUCUGCAGUUGCUCAUCAACAAUGGCACCUCCAACGUCACCAACAUCAAACUGCCUUCGAUCUACAAUUUUCUACCACAUUUUCUUAAUGAUCCGAAUAGUCUGCGUCCUGCGUUUGUGCAGAGCAAAGGUAGAUCUGGAGUAAGUAUGGUGUUGGGAGUACCGACGGUAAAACGCGAGGUUCAAUCUUAUCUUAUGGCGACUUUGAAAAAUCUGCUGGAUCGUAUGAACACCGCAGAGAUCGCUGAUACACUCAUCAUUGUUUUGGUGGCCGAAACAGACAUUGAUUAUGUGACAUAUGUUGCAAAGCAAAUUGAAGUUCAAUUUCCGAACGAAUGCGAAGCUGGCGUGAUCGAUGUGAUAUCACCAUCAUUAUCCUAUUAUCCUAACUUAUCAAAAUUACGUGACACUCUCGGCGACGAUCAUCAACGUGUUAUUUGGCGGUCCAAGCAGAAUCUAGAUUUUGCUUUUCUUAUGUCCUAUGCCCAAGCUAAGGGCACGUUUUAUGUACAAUUGGAAGAUGAUAUUUUAGCUAAGAAGAAUUUUAUAACUACUAUGAAAUCUUUUGCGUUACAGAAGAUAGGUACAAAGGAAAAUUGGUUCGUCCUCGAUUUCUGUCAGCUCGGUUUUAUUGGAAAACUGUUCAAAUGUGUGGAACUUCCCUGGUUGAUUCAAUUCUUUUUAAUGUUCUACAAUGACAAACCUGUUGAUUGGCUAUUGGACCAUUUGAUAUCGACAAAAGUCUGCAGUCUUGAUAUGGACCAUAAACAUUGCAAAAUGGCUAAAGCAGAGUUAUGGGUACAUUACAAACCUUCUCUCUUUCAACACAUAGGGACGCAUUCCUCCUUAAAAGGAAAAGUGCAGAAACUCAAAGAUAAACAAUUUGGCAAGAUAACGCUAUUUUACGCUCACGAGAAUCCUGAGGCAACUGUGGAGACUCAAAUCAAGCCUUACAAACAAUAUACAUUACAAAAAGCAUACAAGGGCGAGUCAUUCUUUUGGGGCUUGCUACCUCAGCCGGGAGACCAUUUAAAGUUUAAAUUUUCGCAUUCUAUUUUUAUAAAAAAGUACUUAUUCAGGAGCGGAAAUCCUGAACAUCCUUCUGAUAGAUUUUAUAAUACAACCGUGGAAGUAUUAGCCGAGAUGUCUCCGUUAUUAGAUAGAAAUAGCAAUGAUGUGACGGAGGACGGUUAUGUUAUUAUAGGUAAGUUUGAUGUACUUGGUGUUGCCGAAGGGACUGUGGAUCGAAGACUGGGUAAGGUUUCGGUACUUCGUUUAACUAUACAUAGUGAAAGUGAAAACUGGGCCAUUCUAUCGGAGGUAAAAAAAAAUCCUGAUAAUAGAUUUAAGAUUAUAAUAUUAGAUCUCUCCUGUGCUCUAAAGAUACAAUUUCUUAUUUAGAUUCACAUAGUAGAAGAUCAGCCUAGCUGAUUAAAGGAUGAAGAUUCUCGAAUGAUCUUUCGAUACCACCUGCAUGGUUAGCAUAAGCGACUGAUUAUUUUAUAAAUGUUUCUUAAUAAUUUAUAUAUUUUUUUAUUUUGCUGUCAUGUUAUACAUUUAAAUGGAUCAGUUAAUUCAAUGCCGUCCAUUACAAAAGAGAAAAUAUGUUUUAAUGAAUAUGUUUAAUAUAAUCGAAGCCGACUUUUAGGUCGGUCGAGCAUUUUAAUGGCUUCUGUUUUAGUACACGUGGCGCUUGUUAAAGCGCAAAAAUCAAGUCGUAAUGUAAUAGAUUUGCUUCUGAUAUUCACACUUUUGCGAAUAUCCGGUUUACAAGUGUAUACAAUGGCACACUGUUGAGUUUGGAACUAUAUAGCGUAAGUGUUUCUUGCUUUCUGUAAGAUUGUAUUUUAGUUCGGAAUUUAACUGACCUGUACCUGUUCGCGCGUCUCGAUUCGCUUUCGAUUAGAGUCCGACCGAAACUUUUGCCAAAACUGAACCAAAACAUUUUGCUACAUGUUAAUUUCAACCGAAAC
Molecule: messenger RNA, 2551 nt
Organism: Mycetomoellerius zeteki
Lineage: Eukaryota; Metazoa; Arthropoda; Insecta; Hymenoptera; Formicidae
Gene: Mgat4a
Product: alpha-1,3-mannosyl-glycoprotein 4-beta-N-acetylglucosaminyltransferase a
Exons: 9
Coding region: 321-1979 (552 amino acids)
Biological process (GO): protein N-linked glycosylation
Cellular component (GO): endoplasmic reticulum-Golgi intermediate compartment; endoplasmic reticulum; Golgi stack
Molecular function (GO): acetylglucosaminyltransferase activity
Source: RefSeq, a predicted model, not a curated record